AUGUUCACAGAGGUGAACAUAAUCAAUGACAGUGAGAUCGCACUUGCAUGGACAAAGUCUUCACGCAAGCUUCUCAUUUUUGUUACCAAUCAGACGGACAUUAUUGCAAAAAUGCGGAAGUCUUUAACUUCUCAUGGUCUGACAAUCAAUUUUUGUUAUGUACCCACACAUAAAAACCCUGCCGAUGCGGGAACACGUAUUGUAGCUGCAGGCCUUAUUUACGAUCACGACUGGAUUCGUGGACCACGUUGGCUUGUUGACGACAGAAACGGUUGGCCGCUACGAUUAAUAGCCGAUGUAGGCACAGUUUACACAGAAAAUGGACGCAAAGUUGUACUUCAGAGCAAAAUUGAGGUGAUGACCUCUUCGACAACCACAACAAUCGAUUUAUCAAGAUUCUCCAGCCUGACGAAAGCCUUGCGAACGCUGGCAGCUGUUGCUAAACUUCUAAUCAGAUGGGUGGAAGGAAGUAAUGUGAAACGAGGCUCACAUAGCUCACAUAGCUCACAUAAUGCUACGAAGCAUAGCAGAAUUUGA
Molecule: messenger RNA, 537 nt
Organism: Necator americanus (New World hookworm)
Lineage: Eukaryota; Metazoa; Nematoda; Chromadorea; Rhabditida; Ancylostomatidae
Exons: 1
Coding region: 1-537 (178 amino acids)
Source: RefSeq, a predicted model, not a curated record